This is a messenger RNA of Trichobilharzia regenti, 792 nucleotides long. The record is from the annotation of a GenBank genome assembly. Lineage: Eukaryota; Metazoa; Platyhelminthes; Trematoda; Strigeidida; Schistosomatidae.
AUGGAUCGUGGAGGUGACGACGAGGAGACCUCACUUAUUAUUAUAGGCGCAGGCCUUGGUCGUACAGGAACUAAUAGUCUAAAGAUAGCAUUAGAAUUGCUUUAUAAAAAACCAUGUUAUCAUUUAAAAGAAAUAUACCUGCAUCGACAUUCACAUAUUGCAAAAUGGAUGGAAUUAGAUAAAAAUCUUCGUGAAUCACCUGAUAAAAAGUUGGAUAAAGCAUUAUGUCGUCAAAUAUUUCGAGGAUAUAUAGCUGCUAUUGAUCAUCCUGCGUGUGCAUAUUAUAAAGAAUUAUUAGAGUUAUAUCCUAAUGCAAAGGUUAUCUUAACUGUUCGUGAUCCAGAAAUAUGGCUUGCUGGUUGUCGUUCAACUAUCCUUCCCAGAGAUAUUGAUCAACCACGUUCAUUAGCAUUUCAUCUACUUCGCCAGUGUAUUGGUCUCAGCCAAUUUCAUGAAUUAUUUCUUAUGAAUUGGCGACGUGUAUUCGGUGAAGAAAUGGAUUUUUCCAAUGAUACAUCAAUGUUAAAUGGUUUUGUUAAUUGGAAUCAAAGUGUUAUUAAAAAUAUUCCAUCUGAACGUUUAUUAAAAUUUGAUAUUAGUCAAGGUUGGGAACCAUUGUGUAAAUUUUUAAAUAUGCCUAUCCCAAAUUAUCCAUUUCCACAUGUGAAUGAAUAUAAUGAAUUAAAGCGUUUAAUUAAACUAGAGAAACGUGUUUUAAAAUUCAUACAAUGGAUAUUACCUGUUCUGGUGAUUAUUUUCUUAGCUUAUAUGCUUUAUAAACUUGUACUAUAA